Messenger RNA from Entelurus aequoreus (snake pipefish), 1563 nucleotides. It is a transcript of the gene hwa, whose product is annotated as huluwa. The coding region runs from base 312 to 1214 and encodes 300 amino acids. The transcript is spliced from 3 exons. The record is from RefSeq and is a predicted model, not a curated record. Lineage: Eukaryota; Metazoa; Chordata; Actinopteri; Syngnathiformes; Syngnathidae.
CCCCUAGUGGCGGGGAGUCGCCAUAGCACACUGCAGCCACGUCAACAUAAUUGCGCUCAGCUGUUGCUCUGUAAACUUUCCCUGCCUGCCUUUUACACGUGUCUCAUUUCGUGUUACAAAACACGAACCCACGCAGCAUUUGACAACAAAUAUGUUGAAAGACGACAGUCUUCCCGUUUGAAAAGCCGCUAACUAACCCAAAAUGGCCCACGUUGAUUGACACGUCAAACCACGUGUGUUGCAGACACGCUGCGUGGAUGUUUAUUUCCACAUCUCUAAUAUAGUCACCUUUUCAUGUCCUGCGGAAUGAAAUGUCACGUCAGAGCACCUCCCCUAACCUGAGUGAAGGGUACCCAGUGACUAACCUCACCCUGGUGGUCCUCCUGCUCAUCCCGGCUGUUGUCCUCCUGCUGCUCCUCAACUGCGUCUUCCUGGGCUACAAGCUCUUCCUGCUGUCCAAGAGGGGCCGGGAGACCACCGAGGACUUCCCGCUGAAGAGAGCCAGCAGGAGCUCGUCGCCCGACGUGCUGGUCUUCCCCACGCGGAUGGCGUACAUGUCACUGUCCGAGCCCGCCUUGCCUCACCCGGUGACCUCCUCCAGGGCUUCGUCGAGGGUCGGAGGGGAGCACAGGAUACGGCUUCUGAUGCCGGAUGGGGCUACCGGGUCAGGGUCCUGGAGGGCGCCGAGUAGCAUCCGGACAUCCGGGGCUGGGAGACCCGACCUGGCCUCCGGGUCACGGACGCGAUGCAUCGACACGGCCGGGUGGCGUCACAGUGCGCCGGUGUUGCCCACGCAGUCCAGUGACUCGGAAGCCGGGGUCAGGCUGCACCUGGUUCCGCCCAACUCCCCCACGGAAAUUGGGCAUGUGGUUCAAGUCCAUCACAGCAGCAGUGCCUACGAGUUGCUGAACGAGUGGAGCCCAGGCGAUGUGAACUUUGACAAAGUGGACAUGGAGUGCGAGUACAACAAUCCAUCCUCAGAGGAAUCCUGCGUCAACACAUCUGCAGUGCAAGGUUCCGGCCUGGAUAGUGACUUUGGUGCCAGCGCAGGUGUGUCCCUGCGAAUUCUGUCAGCAGACAGCGACGGUUUGUCCAAUGGCGCGGUGUCGGCAUUGGAGUGGGACUAUUAUGACCCCUGCUACGUCAGACAAAACAACGUGUCCAAACAUAAACACCAUCGACCCGCCAUGCACACAAAACAGUACUGGGUGUAAACAAAAACAAAUAACCCAGCUUUCAGUACUGUUAGUUUUAAUGUUUAUUUAUUUAGAUUCUAUUUAAAAAGCGUGUUGUGGAUUUUUAUGUUUGUCUCACGUCUUACGUUGACCUGUUACAUUCACAAGUUUUUUUUUAAUAUUUUGAGUGCACCCAACACUGAAUUUCUUAUAAUUGGAAGCUGACCUUUUCAAAUGACUUAGUGCACUUUUCACAUGUUUAGUCUCACAUUUCACAAUGUUAUGUACAGUUUAACUUUUGAAAGUAAUUGUUUGAUUUUAACUUGUCAUGAGAGUAUUUGUAUUUUGUACAAUUUAUUGAGUUUGGCCUAUUAAAUGGGUGAAUUUG